AUGGAUAUAGUGGAUUCAGGAAGUACCUCUGAAGUGGAGGACCAAUCUAAGACCUGGGGUUCCGAUGCACAAUCUCUGGGGAACGAUGCGACCAACACCCAUCCCGCCAGUGAUUGCGGGAUCGGACAUCGCGUGAUGGCCAGUCGCUCCGUCCUCGCAUUGGUCAUUGAUGAGGAAUGUGUUUUUGCCGGUCUCCAAGGAGGUGACAUUGUGGCUUGGUCGCUGGAAACCUACGAACUGGUUCUAUCCGUCCAUGCUCACAAGGAAAGUGUACUAGGACUGUACCUGUCUAAUGAUAAAAGUCUGCUCUUUUCUACUGGCGGAGACUCUAUGAUCAAUGUUUGGUCAACAAGAACAUUUGAAAGACUCUAUCAGAUAUACCCUCACCAUGAUGUUGGUGAUAUUUUCACUGUGGUUUAUUCCGCCAGUAAUCGCACUAUCUACUGCGGUGCACAAAACACCAGCAUCCAGUGGUGCGAUCUAUCUGAAGAGAGUUUGGCGUUGAGUCAACCAUCAACAGCCACAGCCCAUCCAUCUAAGCGAACACAUCGCUUUUUCGAUUCCCGAGGUCCAGAUGGAACGCGGGCUCCACGUUCCUCGGAUGGUGCUCAUGCCGUUCCUGAGGGUGGUCGAGUGCUUACCUUUAAGCGGGACCAUCACAAGUUAUUCGCCCAUCAUGGCUACGUGUAUUCGAUGCUUCUGGUGAAGGGUCUCAUUGAGUCUGCCCCUUCGGAAGAGGCUUUGUUGACGGGAUCGGGUGACGGGGCUGUAAAGCUGUGGCGCCUUGGCCAAGAACCUGGAGCAACUCCCAUUCAAAUCGCAAAGCUUCAGAACGGAGAUUCGGUUCUCUCCAUCGCUGUCGAGGGCUCGUUGCUCUACUGUGGUCUUGCAGGUGGUGCUUUGAACAUCUGGAACUUGGAUUCUCAGCAACUGGUGAAGCGAAUUGUUCGUCAUACUGGUGAUUUGUGGGCUGUGCAUGUGAUUCAAGGCGUUGCAAUCUGUGGUGAUGCCACAGGAACGGUCAAGAAAUUCAACUCCCGUUUCGAGGAAGUUGGUGGAUGGGUUGCUCAUGAAGGGACCAUGCUUGCAUCGGCGGCUGGUCGAGUCAAAGACCGACACAUUUAUGCUACCGGCGGAAACGACAACUCUGUUGGUAUUUGGGACCUCACAGAGUUUUUCCUCACCCAGGAGGAGCUUCCUCCUAUCAGCAACGAUGAAAUGGUGAACGCACUCGCCAAGUUUGUCUCAUUCAAGACAAUUUCCGCCAGCCCAAAGUUUAAAGGCGAAUGCAACCAAGGAGCUGCUUUCCUUCGUCGCCACUGCAACUACCUUGGUGCAAAGACGAAGUUGCUGACAACAGGCAAGGAUACUAACCCUGUCGUGUAUGCUCGAUUCAACGCCACUUCCACAGAUAACGUCGACAAGACGAUUCUCUUCUAUGGUCACUAUGAUGUCGUUGGUGCCGAUACGAAUCGGCCCAAGUGGAAGUCUGACCCAUACCAGCUUACAUCGAUCAAUGGGUUUCUAUACGGUCGCGGUGUCUCUGAUAACAAGGGUCCUAUUCUCGCUUCUCUCUAUGCUGCUGCUGAUCUCGCUCGAACUAAAUCACUACGUUGCAAUGUCGUGUUCCUCAUCGAAGGUGAAGAAGAAUCGGGAUCACAAGGUUUCCAUCAAACUGUACGAGAGCAUGCAGCCCAGAUCGGGACGGUGGAUUGGAUCCUUCUAGCCAACAGUUAUUGGCUGGAUGACUACAACCCGUGUCUGACUUAUGGCCUUCGAGGCGUGGUACAUGCCAAUUUGGUCGUAUCUAGCGAACACCCCGAUCUUCACAGUGGUAUCGACGGUAGUGCUCUCUUGGAUGAACCUGUGAAGGAUCUCUCUGUAUUGGUCUCAACUUUGGUAGGACGAAAGGGACGCAUCAAUUUACCCGGAUUCCACGACCCCGUUCGUCCUAUCACGGACGCUGAGCAGAAGAGAUUUGAGGCCAUCGCAGAUAUCCUGCUUCCUCAGCAUCCAGAGAUCCAAGACCGUCAGGCCCUGAUCAAAUCGCUCAUGUACCGCUGGCGCGAACCAUCAAUGACAAUCCACUCGAUGGAAGUUCCGGGAAGCAAGAAUGCCACUACCACUAUUGCACGACGGGCCAAGGCUAGCCUUUCGAUCCGUAUUGUUCCCGACCAGCAGGCGGAUGAAGUCGCUGCAAACCUCACUGCUUAUGCACAGGAGCAAUUCGCGCUACUGGAGUCUGAAAACGACCUCACUGUUGAGAUCACUGGAAAAUCGGAUGCUUGGCUCGGAGAUCCAGACAAUGAGAUAUUUGCGACCCUCUCCGAAGCGAUCACCGCUGCAUGGACUCCCAGUCAACAAGAGUCGAAAUACCAAUACCCGCCUAUCUCCCCUCUCAAAACUGAACGCGAAUCCUCAACCCCUAAAGCACUGUCUUCAGGUCCGAGCCUUCUGCGCAAAGACUCCUCCGAUAGUCUUGCAUCGCGCGUUGACCGAGUCAUCACUUCAACAACUACGUCCUCCGCCCGCAAGGCCGCUGAUCGUAAACGCUCUUUGCAAUCCGCUACGGUUCCGACGUCCUCCACCCUCACUCAACCACCAGCAACUCCCGAUGACUUCUCCCUGCCAAUUCGAACCAAGUCAGAAUCUCAGGCUGAGAAGUCUGAUUUCAAUGAUGAAGCUCUCACUCCAUCUACCUCUCCAAAGCCAGUGAAGCCCAUCUUUAUUCGUGAAGGUGGAUCCAUCCCGACAAUUCGUUUCUUGGAGAAGGUUUUCUCAGCCCCUGCAGCCAACCUGCCUUGCGGACAAGCCAGUGACAAUGCGCAUUUGGACAACGAGCGCAUGCGGGUGGAGAACCUCUAUAAAAGUCGAGAGAUCUUCCGAUAUGUGUUUGCUCAUCUUGUUGACAAAGAGUAA
Penicillium malachiteum is the source of this 2919-nucleotide messenger RNA. Its product is annotated as glutamine amidotransferase subunit DUG2. Gene Ontology annotation, molecular function: peptidase activity; protein binding. Bases 1 to 2919 code for a protein of 972 amino acids. Gene Ontology annotation, biological process: proteolysis; glutathione catabolic process. NCBI's taxonomy places the organism in Eukaryota, Fungi, Ascomycota, Eurotiomycetes, Eurotiales, Aspergillaceae. The transcript has 5 exons. The record is from RefSeq and is a predicted model, not a curated record.